CAUACGCUGGCACUUAACAUUGUGCACAGACAGCGAUAUCUUCUUGCACCAUCAAGUGACUAAAUGAUGUAACAGUUUGACCUGUCCAAUUACUUAAACAUAGAACUACUAAGGAAAUAUUCAUAAAGUGCAUCCAGAUAAGAUGGGGCUUCUUGAUCUUAUUGAACCGAUAUUUCGAGACUGGCAAACUAUAGUGGUAGCGGCAGUCAUUUUGUUUGUCGUUUACUAUUUCUGGAUAUCUCCGUAUCAGGCGUUAAAAGCUUGCUACCACACUGGACCAACUCCACUUCCUUUCAUCGGACAUCUUCACGACCUCAUCAGGCACAAGGGAAAGUUCCACCUUCAACUUGACGAGUAUUACAAGAAAUAUGGCAACGUGUUCGUCUUGUCGUCAAUGUUUACCAGCAAACCUUGCUUUGUGAUCAGUGACCCAGAAAUGAUCAAAGACAUUUUCGUUAAAGAGUUCGAGUCUUUCUCCGAUCGCCCUGUAAGUCUGACGUUAUGAUUAAGAAGAAGGCCAUACUAUAGAUAGAAGUUUGACAAAUGUUUCCUUUCUUGCUCACCAGUGAUUGGCGCGUUUGAAUCUAUUGUUAUUAUAUUUGCGCCUGAUAAAUAGAUUUUAAUGAUAUUAUUAUUAUAAUAUUAUUACUAUUGUUGUUAUUAUUAUUAUUAAUGUAAUAUAUGAGCAAUUGAUAAAGGUAAAGACAUCUGUAGAUAUAAGUUUUAGUGAAAGAGUAUUGAGUGUUCACAGGCCCCUAUUUUUCUGUGAGACUGUCGAGAUACUACGCAUCUUACCGUAAAUGGUGGCCAUCUUGAUUUUCAAAUGUACCAAAGGGGCCGGUGUUGGGGAUUAUAGCUCUAGGUGGAGGGGGGCGAGAAAAAUAGAGGGACUGUACCAACAUCACUGCGACUUGCGUUCACAGAGUGCAUUGUACCAACAACGCAGGCAUUUGAUUGGUCAAUAAACAAUAGAUGUUAAUUUGCAUUGACAACAGGAUUAGCUGAAAGUUGCCGACACUGACAAGUUGUUGACAAGUUGUUGUUUCUAUAAAGCGCUUUCAUGAUAACUGUUCACCUAACUUUUGUUUUAUUUUGGGUCUUCAUAAUUUUGGGCCAAUGAAACUGGGAAAGGAAUUUAUUUCCGACUGGCAUGAUGUAGGGCAGACUCUUUUGGACAUUUCAUAGAAAUUUCAUAGAGAAGGGAUUACAUAAAACCGUUUGUUCGCAAGUAUUGUUUUCAAAACUGGAUGCUUUUGCAUAUUCGCAAGGCACUUAAACAGAUGAAGAAUUUUUGGACAGUUCUUUGAAGAUCAAUCACGUAAGCCAGCAUGAUUUUGAUGUAGCCUCUGUGGGGGGAAUUUUGUUAAUUCCAGAAGUCUGGGGAGUUUUGAAUGAAACAGCACAGUUUUUGCCACGAAGACACAGAAAGACAACCAGUGUCAGAAAUUUCUGGCUCUUUAUACAGAGGUUUAAUCAUUUAAUCAUGUGUCGAAGAGAGCAUGCUUGCCGCUUAGUUUGGGAAAAUGUUUCAGCUGUGCAUAUUGGCCUAUAUUAUUAAUGUGGAAAAAUCUCCUUUUAACUGCAUAAUAAUCAUUGUUUCGAAAGGAGAUGUUUGUAAGAGCACAAAGCUGAUGCUAAAUGUGUCUGGCUUGUUUUUCAUCGCAAGCGGAGUUUGUUUAUCAAUUAAUGAAUAUUAAAGACAUGAAAGUCCUGUCAUGCCCCCUGAACGCAAGUCGCAGUGAUGUUGGUACAGUCCCUCUAUUUUUCUCGCCUCCUUUCAAACCGUCCCGUGCUUCAUAAGUAGAUUUGACACUCAUCUAAGAUGGCCGCCCAUGUAAAAGCAAAGUCUUCAAUCUCGACUCUCUUAUGGAAUAAUGGGGUACUGUGAAAAUUCUAGUUCAUAUCAAGCAUUUUUUAGUGGCUUGGUGCUUGGUGGUUCAGGGGCUGUUUAUUUGAAAAUUUAAAGAACAAGAAAGUUGCAUGUUUUAAUGGCUCAGCCAUUUGGUGGAUCAUCAAAUGGAACUGUUGAGUUAUGGAGCAUCUAAUUAUAAAGUUGCAGACAGUGCUGUGGCUGAAAGUAAACAUAAUGUAGGUUCGGCUAACUUCCUGUCUUUUAUGUGUCUUUGGUGGUGUCAAAGAAGCCAGCGUGGAUUGCAGCUACAGCUACUGUACUAGCGUGUCGUUAGGUUAAUUUUAGUCCUGGCCUGGCAAACGAGAAGUAGGUACGCAAUUUUUGAACAUAUCAUCCAGAUGUCUGCCAGUUUCCCCUUUUAGGUGCAUUUGUGGUACUCAACACCUUGCUGGGCCCCUUGUUCGCUCAAUAUCCACUCAGUACAGGUUUCCCUGUUAUAAGACAUUUUUUAAACUGUUUAAAUUAACUUUGCUUUUGUUAUUGUAGAACAUUGUGAAACAACCAGAACCAUUAGCCAGUAUGUUGACAAUUGCUGAGAAGGAUAAGUGGAAACGUAUUCAUAACACCUUGACUCCAGCUUUCAGUGCUUUAAAGAUGAAACAGAUGAUACCACUGAUGAAUGCCUGCUGUGAUAAUCUGAUCAAGAAACUCAGUGGGGUAGCUGAUAAGGAGCAAAGUGUUAACAUUUCUAAGUGAGUCUGUUACGUAAGAUUUUCAUUCUAUUCACUCCUCACUUACCAUUCCUACUGCCCUUGUAAACCUAGAUCCCUUAAUUGUGUCACUUGUGAGUUCAUCAAUUUAAUUGUAAAUUAUAGACAACUUUGACACCAACCGGGGUCACUUGAAUGAGCCGGAGGAAGAGAUCUUUCAAAUCAUACCCAUAUGAGCACAAUUAAGUCAAACAGGCCAGAGCCUUAUAAGUUCAUCAGAAAAUCUUGUUUCACUUACCCAUCCGGCCUGGUUCCUGAGAGGUCGAUUAGUGCUAAUCCAGGAUUAAACUUUUGUGUUUUGUAUUUUACUUUCCUAUGUAUUGCUGAGGGUAAAAUUUUGUGAUGUUAUUAUUACUGUUUCUUGGAGUAAAGGCUCAACAGUAUUUUGUUUGAGAGUGAAGAAUGAUCAUCGCAGUAAAUUUUCCAAUUUAAGCAAUUGGAAAGAAGAAGCCUGAAAAUUUACUGCGAUGAUCAUUCUUCACUUUCAUCUACAACCGCAGUUCAAAAAGAAUUAUUUCAUAUACUUCACAUCAGUAUUUUGUUUAAAGCUCAAGUUGCAUGUUCUUAGACAAGAAAACCUUUCUUAAAAUUAAUUUUGGCUUAAUCCUGGGUUAAACUUAACAGUCUUUGGAGCAACUUGGCCCUGUACUAAAUCCUUCAGAAUAAUUUCACCAUCAUCAUGAAAUCCCACGAUUAAAGCUCAGCUUAGGUAAAGAGAUUAAAAAGGAGCCAAGAAAAGUGAAAGGAGCAGGGAGGAGGAAAAGCAUAUAGUAAAAGUUGAGGAAAAGGGUCACUUUUUGAAGCCUCAAACAAAGAUCUUGUUAAUUUUGCCUUGAGCACACCCAAACUAUGAAAGCUUUCAUUCAGAAUCAUAAACUAAAGCCACAGCAAAUAUAUGAAAAAGUAUGAUUAGAGCUCUGUGUUCAAUUGAAUGUCUAGUUUUGGACUUAGUCCACUUAUCAACACUAUGGAUGACAUAUGAACAGUGAUUUUGUUACAAAUAGUUAUGGUGAGUCCUGGGACUCAUCUUGUGAAAAUUCAUGAGUCCCUAUCCAUAACCAAUGAGUCCCACUUCAAAGUAAAGACUAUUUAAAAAACACUAUAAAUAAAUAUGCAUGAUCUUUAAACAACAGCCACAGAAAUUGCACAAACAGGAUAUUCUACCAAAAAAUCGUCAAAUUUAUCAAUUGUUUUUUGCAUAAGGGACACAGGAUGUAGAGGUAUUAAACAAAAUCAGUGUAUGAACCAUAGGAGAGAUGUCUGUUAUAGUCAAAGUAGGGAUUGUAUGAAAGCCCAGAGCUACAUGUUAUAAGGGGUUCAGGUCAUAUUGCUGCAGUGGUUGUGUGAGGGAGUUUUAUUGCAAGCCAAAUAAAUUUACUUCCCAUUUUUGUUCUCACAGAUAUCAACAAUCCCUUACAAUGGAUGUCAUUGUCUCGGCUGCGUUUGGAUUUGAAGUUGACUCACAGUCAAAUCCUGAUGAACCUAUUUUGAGUGCAGUUCGGCAGGCCACACAGCAGGGUGGUUUUCGACGGAUUUUGUUAACAAUUAUAUCCAUAUUUCCAUUUGGAAUGAAAAUCAUGGAAUUGGUGCCAAGCUUGUGGAUGGCAAAUCUAAAGCCCCUGCUUAACAUAUCAGAAGAAAUUGUUCAGCUCAAGAGGGGUGGUCAAGGAAACUCUCCUAGAAAGGUAAUAUUAGGAGUUUAAGAUAGCGCAAUGGCAAUGGCCAAAAAAUGUCGCUUAGAAAGUGAAGUUGGGUUCUUAAUCUCUAUCAAAAAUAUCCAAGUUGCUUACAGGUACUUUGUCAAAUGCAAGCGAACUAUCCUGGAGCCAAAUUCCUUACAUUCAUAUCAAAGUUCAGAAAGAGAAAGAAAGUUUCGUCGUCACUCGUUCAUGUCCUCCAUAAAACAUGAAACUAGGCAUUUUCACCUCAUGGUCAUGCGGCAGUGGUACAUAAUGUACAUAAAAGCAUGAUGCACAUGCAGAGUUGUUGUUUUGCCUAUUCAACCUAUUACUUUUUUGGCGUUCUCAUUGCCAUCGCCAUUGUUGCAUCUUUAACUCCCUAUAUACAGUUAGCGGUAUGUUAACAAAAAACCUCUCCCUAAGACAGAUUAGGAUUGACACUGGCUGUCCAUCAUAGAGAGGUGUCUGCCUUAUUGGAGGAAAGUAGAAGCGGGGUCCAAACCUUACGCCUCCUAUAGAUACCUUUCAUUGUGGGUUCUCCCCCCCCCCGCCCGCUUUCCAUUAUUUCCCUUUAUUUCUCCCACUUGUGGCUCCUAAUUUAGCACUCCUCCCUCCCUCUCUCCUUUCUCCCUUCUUGUGCCCCUCCUGACCCCUAUUCUCCCAGGCUCCUAACUGCUUUCCCUCCCCCUCUUAUAGUGAAUCAAAGAAAGGCCAAGAGAGCAAUUGGAAUUAACUCUAGGGGUCGGUUAUUUAAACAGAGUUUACAGUGCAGUUGUUGUUAACAAAACUUUGAUUUCCAGUUAUUCAUUGUGUAGCAGCAUCAGCACUUGUGCUGGAGAGAACCAUGAAACUAUAAGAAGACUAAAUGACUCACAGACUCCACAAGGGGCAAGGGUUUAAUUGUGCCAACUCUUACUGCGAUCCCCUGCAGUAAAGGAGUUUCUUGAGGUGGUUUCCUGUCGAAUUUCUGUAACCCUGGGAAAAAAAAAAACCUUGCGUGUGUUCCUAUAAUUAUUUAAGCUAAGGCCAUGUGAGGGCUAGCAGAAAAUCAUUGUGAUGUAAAUGCGGUUACAACAGAGAAAAUAGCCAAAGAUACUAUUUGGGUGCCAUUACACAAUGUAAACACUACUGUUGGGGUUUCAGGUAUAAGUGUUAGAUCUUGGUGACACUGUGCGUAUACUUAGAAUUUAAAAAUGGGGAACUGGGACAAAAAGGGACUGUCAAUGACUAUAAUGACCAAUACUUUCAUUGCAUUUGAUAGGACAUGCUUGAUCUUAUGUUGGCUGCAGCAGAUGACACCACUGUCCCAGAGUCAAAGAAGCUCUCUGAUAAUGAGAUCAUUGCACAAAGCAUGGUGUUUCUGUUUGCUGGCCAUGAAACAACCAGCACCGUCUUGAGUUUUGCAUGUUACCACUUGGCUGACAGUCCUGAGGUUCAGGAAAAACUGCAGCAGGAAAUUGACAGUGUGUGGUCUGAUGAUAGCCAAAUGUUGUCUUACGAGACCAUUCACCAGCUACCAUAUCUGGACAUGGUCAUAUCAGAGACCCUAAGGCUGUAUCCACCAGGUAAGCGGAAUUUAGCAGAGUUAGAGUCAGGGUUAGUCUGUUUACACAUUAUUGACUUCUAUAGCCUGCAAGCUGACUCUGUAAAUUGUAAUUUGUAAUUGUGAUUUGUAGUUAUUUGUUUACCCAGGGAGCACUUAGGAGUUCAUGAGAACUCGUUGAAACGUCUGCUUGCAUUCCAGAUCGAAUUGGAAUUUGCAAGUGUUGGUUUUUAAGGAGAGGGGAAAACUGGAGAACCCAGAGAAAAGCCUCUUGGAACAAGGGAGAGAAACUAACCCCACAUAUGGCUUUAAUGCUGGGAUUUGAACCCGGGCCACAGUGGUGGAAGCCGAGUGCUCUCACCACUGCGCCAACCUUGCUCCUUGGUGGGGAAGUGGGAGCUCUGGUGCUCUCCCUCUCUUCUUCUCCACUUCUCCCAGAGCUCCCUUGAGAACUUUCUCACAUGCUUUGAGUUCUAAGCAUGAUCAUUUCCCACACCCCCUUCCCUCAGGAAUUUAACCACCAUCGAUAAAUGGUUGAGCAUUUCACUGGGUCAGAAGAGCGAGUCAGAUCCUGAAACAAAUGGCAUGUCACCGAUUUUUGCCCUUUUGUUCCUAGGCCGUAAACGUCAUAAUACUUAAGUGUGGAUAAUGGAAAAAUAAUGGUCAUGGCAUGAAAUAACUACGAUUGCCCCGGUGUUUUUGUUUAAUUGCACAGUACUAGAGGUAGAUUAUAGUCACUGCAAAGUAAAUUAUGCUAUUGAUUAAUUUUGAUAGUGAUCGCUGCAGUGGUGAUGGUGAUGAUGAUGGGCAUGUUGAUGAUGACAACCAUGAUCAGUGGUGGUAUUGGUGAUGGUGAUGAUGAUAAUGAUGGCAUGAUGCCUACGUUCAUUGAUGAUCAAUGUUGAUUGUGGUAAUUAUGGUGAUGGUGGUGAGGGUGAUAGCAAUAGUAAUCAAUUAUGGUUGUGGUGUUGAUGAUGAUGAUGACGACGAGGAUGAUGAUGAUGAUGAUGAUGAUGAUGAUUGUGGUGUUGGUGACGAUGUCAUCGUCAACGUAAAUGGGGACUUCCUCGUGAUAUCUCGUUCGAAUACUAAAGAAGGAAAGGUAGCUUCACGUGUCCUGUCUUACAACAAACAUCUUUCUUUUUUACAUUGCAGGAUUUCUAAUCAUCCGAAACUGCACCAAAGAUUGCAUCCUCAAGGGCGUUAAGAUACCAAAAGAUAUAGCUGUAAUGAUUCCAGUUUACAGUAUCCACAGAGAUCCAUCCAUUUAUGCAGACCCAGACAAGUUUGACCCAGAACGCUUUGCAAAGGAAGAGUCACGCAAUCCUUACUCUUUCAUGCCAUUUGGAAACGGUCCGCAUAACUGUAUUGGGUUGCGGUUUGCGAUGAUAGAAAUGAAGCUGGUGUUGGCCCGAAUUUUGAGGAAAUAUCGCUUAGAAGUAGCUCCAGAUACGAAGCAACCCCCUGAAGUUAUCGUCAAAUCCACUUUAACUUGUUUGGACAUCCAUCUUCGCGUAACCUCACGUACAAAGACUGCUUAAACCAUUUUGAAUUAAAUUUAAACAUAGAAAUAUGACUGUAACUGAAAAGUAUUAGAAUAGUACUGGUUAUUGAGAAAAAGGUGAAGAAAUAGCCACCGCAUUAUCGCGGUGAGUAUUGGACAUGUGUUUGAGAAACAUCCACUUUAACUUGUGUA
Porites lobata is the source of this 7540-nucleotide messenger RNA. The record is from the annotation of a GenBank genome assembly. Lineage: Eukaryota; Metazoa; Cnidaria; Anthozoa; Scleractinia; Poritidae.